AUGACCAUUCUUGCUGAAAAUCACGCACGUUCAACACACGCCAAGUUAGACUCGUCCUGGGAGACUGCGAUUAUGAGUAUUAAAGGAGGCAAUCAAACCAAAGUAGCAUGGAGUAUCACCUAUACCGAUCUAGAUGGUAACAAAACAACCCAAUAUUUCCAACGCUUUGAGGAUACUCAUGUCUACAGCAAAAUCAUUAAGCUUGUUUGGGGACUCAUCGACAAAGCCAAUGGAUGUGAUAAAACCACCAAGGACUUCUGUUACCAGGAAGUCUUGACCUUGAUGGAAGGACAGGUUGCCACCUAUGGAGAAGGGUAUCUCCCCCAUGAUCUCAAGACAGCCAUCAACGAAAUCAAGGAGUGUUUUGCUUAA
This is a messenger RNA of Seminavis robusta, 372 nucleotides long. Lineage: Eukaryota; Bacillariophyta; Bacillariophyceae; Naviculales; Naviculaceae. The record is from the annotation of a GenBank genome assembly.